CCUUAUAUAUAGGAGAGAUUCAAUCAACCUCCAGUUUUUUGCUUCACCGGCGGUGCCAAUCCAACAGACCUACCAAUGCAGAACGCGGAGGGAGAGAGGGGAGUCGACCGUGACAAGAAUGUGCCACUGACAGAUAUGGAUAUUGUUAACCAUGAAAAAGAACCUAUCAACAAGAUCGAUGUGCAGAUAGAAAUAAUAGCAAAUUCGCGUCAUAACAAACCAAGAAGAGCAAAUACAAAUAUUACACCACAAGAUUAUAUUUGCACAGCGGACGAUAUUUCCAUUAUUAAAUCAAUCAUGUCCUUACAUGAAAAAACGAAGUUGGUGCACAUCAAUGAUGCAUUAUUAACGAACGUUGAGAUGAGAUGCCUUACACAUGAUGAUGUGUUUUUGCAUGAUGAUGUAAUAAAUGCAUACAUAUACUGCAUAAGUGCCCAGGAGCAUCUGCAAAAUAGAGCAGAUGGAAAGGUACACAUAGCAAGCACGAUUUGUGUCUUCCCUGUUUAAGAAAGAUAAGAUAGACCCGGCAACACAUCGCCACAUUGUAAAGCGAGUGAAUACUUUUCUGGAGCAUGACAUGGUAUUCCUUCCAAUUAACAUCAGAAAAUGCCACUGGUAUCUAUCAGUAAUCAAUGCGAAGAAACGAGAGAUACAGGUACUGGACUCGCUUGGAGUUGGAAUGGGCCGCAGUGACCUCACUAUGACGUUACAAGGACUUGACAAACAUCUAAAAAUCGCAUGUGAUAUGCCGGAGUUUAAGAGAGGUGAUAGGUGGCAGGACCUCGAUAUUAUGAAUUGGACAGUCGUAGACAAGUUCCAAGAGCCAAUCCAAACAGAUAGCGCGUCAUGUGGAUUGUUUAUGUUAAAUUGUAUGGAGUAUUGGACUGGAGAUAUUUUGUCUGAUAAUUUCACUCAGGAGGACAUGAAAGAAUUUCGACGAAAAUUAGCUGUCAUAUUGUUGGAGACAGAACUUAAUAAGUUAAAAGGAAGUCCAAUAUAUUAUCGGACUGACAAUGAAGAAAAUGUAUCUGACAAUGAAGAAAAUGUAUCUGAUUCUGAUGUUGAGUUUCUGGAGGACCGAAAGCGUAAGCGGCAAGAUUCACAUGAUGGAGCCGAAGACAAAGGCCCCCUUCGGAACCCCAUCAUGGCCGUGGACCCGCAAGAUUUAGUUGAUGAACUAUGCAACCACAUCAUGUCAAUUAAUGAUGCUACUUCCUUGGAGAAGGAGUGGGUGCGAAGUUCUAAACCCCAUCCGAUAGGAUUAAGUCUUAGAAGGAUCAAAGGUAUAAUCCGCAGGGACCAGCCGUUGGACAUUGAUUGUUUCAACAUGGCUAUAUGUAUACUUGCAAGUGACGAGGCCUUACUGACAAGAGAUCCUCCCGUGCGCUUUAUGGAUCUACAAUUUUGUACGGCCGUGAUUGAAGCUGCCCUCACUUCCUUACGAGAUUUAGAUUCGCGGGUAUAGCCAGAUAUUCAGGCGCUAGCAUCAUUGCUUCGUAGCUCGACUGAGAUAGACCACACCAUCUCAUCAUGCAAUUGGAUAUUGCUUCCUCAUGCAUUCCUCGGCCACUUCAUCUUGUUCGCAAUCGACAAACAUGCCCGUCAAGUAUCUAUUUUGGACCCACUUAUUCCGUCCUUAUCUUCAGAGAGAUAUGCAUUAAAAUUUCAGAGGGUUGCAUUCUACCUGAAUGAUGCACUCGAAUUAGCACAACCGGGUUGGAAGUCUGAUACAUUUUUCUGGCCACGUAAAUCACCAAUUGAUGUUCCGACGAGCGUAGACCGGGAUGAAUCUGGUUAUUUUACUAAAUAAUAGGUGGGUUGAUUGAUAUGAAGUUUGUUCAGCAAUUUAUUGAGUGGAGGUGGGCUUUUCUAGCAAGCGAGUUGUCUACAAAGGAUCCCCGACACAGGAUGUAUGAGUAUUUGACAAAAAACUACCACAUUAGGGGUUGCCGUCCCACAGAACUACCACAUUCAAAACUGAUAACUACCAAAAAUUUCUAAUUUUGUGACUAAAAACUACCACUUUUGAAAAAUGGUCAGUUUAGACGAUUUAAACA
Molecule: messenger RNA, 2057 nt
Organism: Triticum aestivum (bread wheat)
Lineage: Eukaryota; Viridiplantae; Streptophyta; Magnoliopsida; Poales; Poaceae
Exons: 12
Coding region: 578-1465 (295 amino acids)
Biological process (GO): proteolysis; protein desumoylation
Cellular component (GO): nucleus
Molecular function (GO): deSUMOylase activity
Source: RefSeq, a predicted model, not a curated record